Messenger RNA from Trichechus manatus latirostris (Florida manatee), 2091 nucleotides. RefSeq names its product adhesion G-protein coupled receptor F2. NCBI's taxonomy places the organism in Eukaryota, Metazoa, Chordata, Mammalia, Sirenia, Trichechidae. The record is from RefSeq and is a predicted model, not a curated record. Gene Ontology annotation, cellular component: membrane. Gene Ontology annotation, molecular function: G protein-coupled receptor activity. Gene Ontology annotation, biological process: adenylate cyclase-activating G protein-coupled receptor signaling pathway; cell surface receptor signaling pathway.
AUGACUCAAGCUUUGGCUGUACUGUGUGUGUUUCUUUUGCCCACAGAGUCCUGCAGAACAUUAUGCCAGGCUGCCAGAGAAAACAAGGAGAAUGUAUCUGCCAGGACACAGGGCUGAUGUGAUGGUGUCUGCAAUAGGCACAAUUCCCAAUGCAGCCAACCCUGCCCUCCGGACAACCAGGGAAACAUGGGACUUUUAUGCAGGAAAAGUAAAUGGCACAAGGUCACUGAUACCUGCCAAACCCUUAAUGCUUUCAACAUCUUUGAGAUCAUAUCCUUUCAUAUUCAAGUACUUGGAGAAAAUAUAAAAAUAACCCACUAUGCCGGAAAAUCUGAGACCAUCACAGAGAGAUUAAUGCAAACAUGUCCAAAGGAUUUGUCUUGUAUAAUUAAAGGCAUUCAGCAGUCUCCCUGGCUACCAGGAAACAUUGCUAUGAUUGUGCAGCUCUUACACAACAUAUCAACAGAGCUAAAGGCAGAUGUUAGUGAGGCAAAGAUGCAGAGUUACAGCAUCAUUGCCAACCACAUUCUUAACAGCAAAAGCAUCUCAAACUGGUCCUUCAUCCCUGAGAAAAACAGCAGCUGUGUCCUGCUAUGCUCAGUCAAUUCCUUUGCAAGAAAGCUAUCUAUAAAUAAACAUCCCAUUGACAUAUCAGAUGCCUUCAUUCACAUCAAGGGCACCACCCUAUCCAGAGACAACACUGAAAAGAAUUUCACUUUUUCAAUGAGAGUUAAUGACACUGACCAUAAAGUCACCGGGCAGGUGUUCAUUGCUAGAGACGAGCUUCGGAAUGUGCCUUCCUCUUCCCCAGUCCUCAGCAUUGCAUUUCCAACCCUUGGGGCCAUCUUGGAAGCCAGCCUUUUUGAAGACAUUGCUGUGAAUGGGCUUGUCCUGUCUGUCAUCUUGCCCAAGGAACUUAAAAACAACUCAUUGACUUUUGAAAAGAUCAGCAAGUCGGAGGAGAAGAGGACACAUUGUGUUGGCUGGCACUCCUUGGAGAGCAGAUGGGACCAGAAGGCCUGUCAAAUGAUUCAAGAAAACUCUGAGCAAGCUGUUUGCAAAUGUGAGCCAAACAGGUUCUAUACCUCCUUCUCAAUUCUUAUGUCACCGCAUGCUUUGGGGAGCCCGAUCCUGACUUACGUCACAUACAUAGGCCUGGGCAUUUCGAUUUGCAGCUUGAUCCGUCGCUUGUCCAUUGAGGCCUUGGUCUGGAGUCAAGUGACAAAGACAGAGGUCUCAUAUUUGCGCCAGCUGUGCAUUGUAAACAUUGCGGCCACUCUGCUGAUGACUGACGUGUGGUUCAUCGUGGGUUCCUUUUUUGUUGGUCCAAUAACAUGCCAUAAUGGAUGUGUGGGGGCAACAUUUUUUGUUCAUUUCUUACACCUUUCUGUGUUUUUCUGGAUGCUUGCCAAGGCACUCCUUAUCCUCUGUGGAGUCCUGAUUGUUUUCCAUACGCUGCCCAAGUCAGUCCUGGUGGCAUCACUCUUUUUCAUGGGCUAUGGGGGCCCUUUGGCCAUUGCUGUCAUUACAGUUGCUGCCACUGAACCUGGCCAAGGCUACUUGCGUUCAGAGGUGUGCUGGCUCGACUGGGACGAGACCAAGGCCCUCCUGGCCUUUGUGGUCUCAGCCCUGAUCAUAGUGGUGGUGAACCUGAUCACAGUCACACUGGGGAUUGUUCAGACCCAGAGAGCCGCCACUGGCAGUUCCAUUUUCCAGGAAGUGAGAUCCAUUGUGAGGAUCAGCAAGAACAUCGCCAUCCUCACACCACUGCUGGGACUGACCUGGGGAUUUGGAAUAGCCACAGUCAUCGAUGAUAGCUCCCUGGUCUUCCACAGUAUCUUCUCCUUGCUCAACACUUUCCAGGGUUUCUUCAUCUUGGUGUUUGGAACAAUCCUGGAUCCAAAGGUUGUAUGUUCCCGGCGUGGUGUAGCCCCGAGGAGAAAUGUGCAUAGUCCUGUCCUCUUGCCUGUGGAGAGUAUGAAGGGAGCCUUACACCCGGUGGUGCUGGUGGAGGAGGGUGUAGAGCAUGGAAUAUGGAAGAGUCCUCUUUCGAAGCUCUUCCAUGCUGCCAAACAUUUGCCCCUGCCCUGA